CGUGGGCGGCGGCUCGGAGCUGGUGCCGGGACGGUCCCCAGACAAGGACACCCGGGAGAGAAUCCGGGGGCCGGACGCCUGGGUCCCUAGGGGGCAGCCAUCCGGGGCCGCACGCCCAGGUCCUCGAGGAUAACGAGGGGGACGCAUGCCGGGCCCCUGUGCAGAAAGCGAGGGCUGAAGGGGACCAGGAAACCGGCGCCUGGGUUCUCGUAGGGAUGUGGGGGCCGAACGACUGGGCUCUCCGGUGCGGGCUGCGAUGCAGGGGCGGAGGAAGGAGGAGCAGGUGGCCAGCCCCGAGGGGUCGGGUAUGGGAAGGCUGGAUGCCGGGAGGGGAUCCCCCCUCCCCAGACUCGUCCCGAGCUGCUGGAAAGCCUCCUGUCCAAUGCCCCGCGGGCAGUCGGGCUGUCCCAAGGGCCAGGUGGCUCUGCUUCCAAACUUCUGCCUUACCCCAGGUUGCCAGGAGCAACAGCUUCAUCUUGGGGGAGCGGAGUGCAUGACGACCCUCCCCGCUUCUGGGCCUCACUCCUCUUCCCGGAGGGUCUUCAAGAAGUCGAGCCCUAACUGCAAGCUCACCGUGUACUUGGGCAAGCGGGACUUUGUAGACCACCUGGACAGAGUGGACCCCGUAGAUGGCGUGGUGCUCGUGGACCCUGACUACUUGAAGGACCGCAAAGUGUUCGUGACCCUCACCUGCGCCUUCCGCUAUGGCCGCGAGGACCUGGACGUGCUGGGCCUGUCCUUCCGCAAAGACCUGUUCAUCGCCACCUACCAGGCCUUCCCCCCCAUGCCCAACCCGCCCCGGCCCCCCACCCGCCUUCAGGACCGGCUGCUGAGGAAGCUGGGCCAGCACGCCCACCCCUUUUUUUUCACAAUCCCCCAGAACCUGCCCUGCUCCGUCACGCUGCAGCCGGGCCCAGAGGACACGGGGAAGGCCUGUGGAGUAGACUUUGAGAUUCGAGCCUUCUGUGCCAAAUCGCUAGAAGAGAAAAGCCACAAAAGGAACUCUGUGCGGCUGGUGAUCCGAAAGGUGCAAUUUGCCCCAGAGAAACCCGGCCCCCAGCCCUCAGCAGAAACCACACGCCACUUCCUCAUGUCUGACCGGUCCCUGCACCUCGAGGCUUCCCUGGACAAGGAGCUGUACUACCACGGGGAGCCCCUGAACGUCAACGUCCACGUCACCAACAACUCCACCAAGACCGUCAAGAAGAUCAAAGUCUCUGUGAGACAGUAUGCCGACAUCUGCCUCUUCAGCACCGCCCAGUACAAGUGUCCCGUGGCUCAGAUCGAACAAGAUGACCAGGUGUCGCCCAGCUCCACGUUCUGCAAGGUAUACACCAUCACCCCGCUGCUCAGCGACAACCGGGAGAAGCGGGGUCUUGCCCUGGACGGGAAGCUCAAACACGAGGACACCAACCUGGCUUCCAGCACCAUCGUGAAGGAGGGCGCCAACAAGGAGGUGCUGGGAAUCCUGGUGUCCUACAGGGUCAAGGUGAAGCUGGUGGUGGCUCGUGGCGGGGAUGUCUCUGUGGAGCUGCCUUUUGUCCUCAUGCACCCCAAGCCCCACGAUCACAUCACCCUCCCCAGGCCCCAGACAGCACCCACCCACCCGCCCCCUCUCCUCGCCUCAGCUGCUCCUGAGACAGACGCUCCCGUGGACACCAACCUCAUUGAAUUUGACACCAACUACGCCACAGACGACGACAUCGUGUUCGAGGACUUCGCCCGCCUGCGGCUGAAGGGGAUGAAGGACGAGGAUUACGAGGACCAGUUCUGCUAGAGGGGGUGGAGGGGGCGGGGCCGGAGGGGGAGGGUCCCAGCCCGGCCGCCCUCCCUGCGCUCAGCACCGAGUCCUUGGCGGACCCCUCCGUCCUCCCUCGCCUGUGGCUCCCGGACACGCACUGGACCCUUCUCUUGUUGAUCGUGGGCAUUACUUGUUUGACCCCAGCUGUGCCUCCACAGCCCCCCCAGCGGGUGGCUCAAACCUGCAUCUUCUGGAGGGGGUCCUGGAAAGGGGAAUGACAGUAGGGAGAAGGGGAGAGAGCUCCCACAUCCGACAUCCCCACCCCCCCCCACACACA
Molecule: messenger RNA, 2078 nt
Organism: Lynx canadensis (Canada lynx)
Lineage: Eukaryota; Metazoa; Chordata; Mammalia; Carnivora; Felidae
Gene: ARRB2
Product: arrestin beta 2
Exons: 15
Coding region: 257-1777 (506 amino acids)
Biological process (GO): positive regulation of ERK1 and ERK2 cascade; G protein-coupled receptor internalization; signal transduction
Cellular component (GO): cytoplasm
Molecular function (GO): angiotensin receptor binding
Source: RefSeq, a predicted model, not a curated record